Molecule: messenger RNA, 1129 nt
Organism: Chondrus crispus (carragheen)
Lineage: Eukaryota; Rhodophyta; Florideophyceae; Gigartinales; Gigartinaceae
Exons: 2
Coding region: 1-933 (310 amino acids)
Source: RefSeq, a predicted model, not a curated record
AUGCGAGCCCUUGGGAGCAGCGUCCUCAGGAAACUGCUUCGCGCCUACUAUGAUCCAAACCUUGGCGAUGUCACCAUGGAUCUCAUCUUCGCCAUGGCCAUGGAUGACGCCGUCUUGAAGAUGGCAUCUCGCUGGGCCGCGUCUGACGCCGUCAUAGAUGCAGUCGAGAGUGAAGGAGCAGUGCCAGUGGCGGAGGCGGAAGCGGGAGGCGAUGGUGACUCGGGUGAGCUUGAGGCUAUGGCCGAGGCGUUGGAAGAGCGCAUUGCAGCGUCUCGGGUGCAUGGCACCGAGGGAAGUUUGAGCAGUGUCAGCAAUCUGGGCGGACAAGUCUUGGCAGACGCCGACUUGAAGAUCAUGGAUCAAACCUCUCCCGUCCAGUCCUCCGAGGAUGCACGCGUCGACGCCAUUCUGGGCAGCGAAAGCAGUAGCGCUGAUAGCGCGUCUGACGGCACAAACCAAACUGAAUGGGCAAGAGUGGAGCGCACCAAGGAGUCGGAGCGACUUUUGGCAAUGCAAGAAGCUCUUCACAAGGCGAGGCAAUUGGAUAGAGCACGAGAGAGGCAAGCGGAGAAAGAAAGACUAACCGAGGAAGAGCUGUUGGAUCAGAGGAUGCGAGACGAAGAACUUGCAAGGCACUCGCUGCGUGGAAGUCACAUGUCACAACGGCAUAGUCGCGGUUCUUCGCGAGCGGCUUCUUUCCGCGCGCACGUCGAUUCUCUAGGCCCGCAGCGAGGUACCAUGGCAAGAGCAGUCAACGAAGAUGACAUUUUGGAGAGAGAAAGUAUGAGGGGGUCACAGAGGAGAGGCUCGUAUUCAACCCUCGGCGAGAGGGAGGGAAUGGGCUUGGUCCGAAGCGGUGCAAGUGGCACGACGGAGGGAUCCUAUGCUGGCGGCUCUUUCGCGUCCAGUCACCGCGACUCCAUGAGAUAUUGAGCUAGAUGAAUUUUAGGGUAGUUCGCUGUUGUAGAAAGUAUCAUAUAAUAGGACGCGGAAGCCGCCGUUCGGUAGACUUCGUGGCGUUGAACAGUUAUUUGCAUUUCGUUGUUUGGCCAUACUAGCUCCGGCCUUUCAGCAAAGCGAUAUGAUGCUUUGCCGUAAACAUCGAAUGACGGGGAGAGGUUUAUGCGUA